Messenger RNA from Benincasa hispida (wax gourd), 1021 nucleotides. RefSeq names its product zinc-finger homeodomain protein 6-like. Gene Ontology annotation, biological process: regulation of developmental process; regulation of DNA-templated transcription. Gene Ontology annotation, cellular component: nucleus. Lineage: Eukaryota; Viridiplantae; Streptophyta; Magnoliopsida; Cucurbitales; Cucurbitaceae. Gene Ontology annotation, molecular function: DNA-binding transcription factor activity; transcription cis-regulatory region binding. The record is from RefSeq and is a predicted model, not a curated record.
AGAGAUGAAGAAAAAAGAAGAAGCUUAGCUGUUUAGACCCAAAAAGAACCCCAAUCCACACAACCUUAUUCAAUUCAUAAUGGAUUUAAAAAACCAACAACAAACCACAUCCUCACCUGAUCAUCACCUUCCUUUUCAAUAUUCCCUUAGACCCACAACAGAUCAUCCUCCUCUCAACCCAGAUCCCGCCGCUCCUUCCCCGUCGUCUCCGGUUUGGUACCGUCAAUGCUUGAAGAACCACGCUGUGAAGACUGGUGGCCACGUGCUCGACGGCUGUGGUGAGUUUAUGCCGAGUGGGGAAGAGGGUACUCCUGAUAGCUUCAAGUGCGCCGCCUGCGAAUGCCACCGGAGUUUCCACCGGAGAGUAUUGGAAGAGGAGGAUAUAACCAACGGCCGCCUUAACCUCCUAACUUACGGGCCACCACCAUACAAUUUCCAUUUCAAUGGCAACAAUAAUAACCAGUGCACUCCUUGGAGUCGUGUUGCUCCGGCGAUGAUGACGUUCGGCGGUUCAGCGGAAGCCCCAGCAGAGUCGUCGAGCGACGGUGCAGAAGCAUCGGGAAAGCGGAAGAAGCGGUUUAGGACAAAGUUCAGCGGAGAACAGAAGGCUAAGAUGAUGGAGUUAGCCAACAAGCUGGGAUGGAAGAUUCAGAAGGAUGAUGAGCAACAAGUGCAUCAAUUCUGCAACGAAAUUGGGAUAAAAAAACUAAAUUUUAAGGUCUGGAUGCACAACAACAAACAACCCACCAAUAACAAUUCAUCAGGAUAAGAAUUUCUUUCUUUAAAACAAGGUUAAACUUUCCAUUCAAUAUUUACAAAUUUUUAUUAUAGUGAUAAUAAGAAUCACAGGCUAUGUUUGGUCAAAAUUGUUACUCCAUUAUAUGAUUGAUAACUGAGUAAUAUUUUCUCCAUUGUAUCAUAUCAGCAACCUCAGCAACAUGUUUUUCAAAAUGUCAGGUAUGAUGCCAAACAUAAUGUUACAUGACAAACAUAUUCUGCAUAAUACUUUUUUCUUAUCUUA